This is a messenger RNA of Encephalitozoon cuniculi GB-M1, 264 nucleotides long. RefSeq lists its product as uncharacterized. The transcript has a single exon. The record is from RefSeq and is marked provisional. Lineage: Eukaryota; Fungi; Microsporidia; Unikaryonidae. The coding region runs from base 1 to 264 and encodes 87 amino acids.
AUGAUUAUCACGGAUCUAGACAAAGUCUUUAUAAGCUCCGAUGCAAGGCCAAAGCAACACCACGUAGAAGAGGCCCGGAGAAUUGUGAGGCAGAACUCGAAGUACAGAAACGACCCGGGAUACAGAUACUUUCUUGGAGAAGUUGUCACGGGCCUUUGCAAGGGAUGCAGCAACGAGGAGAUCUUUCGGCUGAUCAGAUCACUGCAGAAAAUGAUAAAGCCUAGAGUUAGAGAGCUUGGCGAGGACCUGCACUUUGAAAAAUAA